Molecule: messenger RNA, 2133 nt
Organism: Acanthosepion pharaonis
Lineage: Eukaryota; Metazoa; Mollusca; Cephalopoda; Sepiida; Sepiidae
Source: the annotation of a GenBank genome assembly
AUGUUAUGCAUUUUUUUCUUCUUCUUCCUCUUCUCUUUUUGUUCUUGUUUUUCUUCCUCCUCUACUUCCUCCCCCAUUUUUUCCUUUUCAUUUUCUUCUUCCUUCUUUCCUACACUUUCUCCUCUUCUUACUUCUCUUCUUCUUCUUUUUCCUCUUUUUCAUCUUCCUCCUCUUUCCCCUUAUUCUUAUUCCUCUUUUUCUUUUUCUUCUUCUCCUUCUUCUUACUCCUCCUCCUCCUCCUCUUCUACUUCCACUACUUUUUAUUCUUCUUCAUCAUCUUCUUCAUUCUCUUGUUCUCCUUCUUCUUCUCCUUCCUCCUGUUCCUUUUCCUCCUUUACUUCCUCCUCCACUUUUUCCUUUUCUUUUUCUUCUUCCUCCUCUUCCUACACUUCCUCCUCUUCUUGCCCCUCUUCUUCUUUUUCCUCUUUUUCAUCUUCCUCCUCUUUUCCCCUGUUUUUCUUUUUCUUCUUCUUCACCUUCUUCUUAAUCCUCCUACUCCUCUUCUACUUCCACUUCUUUUUCUUCUUCUUCUCCUUCUUCUUAAUCCUCCUCCUCCUCUUCUACUUCCACUUCUUUUUAUUCUUCUUCUCCUUCUUCUUAAUCCUCCUCCUCCUCUUCUUCUACUUCCUUUUUUUAUUCUUCUUCUUUUUAUUCUUCUUCUCCUUCUUCUUAAUCCUUCCUCCUCUUAAUCCUCUCCUCUUACUUCCACUUCUUUUUAUUCUUCUUCUCCUUCUUCUUAAUCCUCCUACUCCUCUUCUACUUCCACUUCUUUUUCUUCUUCUUCUCCUUCUUCUUAAUCCUCCUACUCCUCUUCUACUUCCACUUCUUUUUCUUCUUCUUCUCCUUCUUCUUAAUCCUCCUACUCCUCUUCUACUUCCACUUCUUUUUAUUCUUCUUCUCCUUCUUCUUAAUCCUCCUACUCCUCUUCUACUUCCACUUCUUUUUCUUCUUCUUCUCCUUCUUCUUAAUCCUCCUACUCCUCUUCUACUUCCACUUCUUUUUCUUCUUCUUCUCCUUCUUCUUAAUCCUCCCUAUUCUUCUACUUCUACUUCCACUUCUUUCCUUCUUCUUCCUUCUUUUCUCUUCCACUUCUUUUCCUUUUCCUCCUUCUUCUUCCUCCUCUCCUCUUCUUCCCUUCUUUUUUUCUUUUCUUUUCUUCUUCCUCCUCUUCUUUACUUCUUUUACUUCUUUUCUUCUUCUUCUCCCUCUUCUUCUCCUUUUCCUCUUUUCUUUUUUCCUUCUUCUUUCUUCUUAAUCCUCCUUUCCCCUUCUUCUUAUUAUUCUUCUUUUCUUCUUCUUUCUCCUUGUUCCUCCUCCUCUUCUCCUCCUCUUCUCCUUCUUUUCUUUUUUUUCUUCUUUCUCUUGUUCUCCUUCUUCUUCUCCUUCCUCCUUUUCCUUUUUCAUCUUCCUCCUCCUCCUUCUUCUUUUUUCUUUUUUUUUUUCUUCUUUCCUUCUUUUCCACUUCCUCCUCUUCUUGCUCCUCUUCUUCUUCUUUUCCUCUUUUUCCUCUUCUUCUCCUCCUCCUUUCCUUUUCUUCUUAGUAUUCCUUUUUUCUUUUUUUUCUUCUUCCUCCUCCUCCUCCUCUUCUCCUCUUCUUCUUUUUAUUCUUCUUCUUCUUUUCUUCCUGUAUUCCUCUUUUCCUCCUCUUCUUCCUCCUCCUAUUCUUCCUCCUUCCUUUUCCUUUUCUCCUCUUUCCUCUUCUUUUCCUUUUUCCUUUUCCUCCUCUUCUCUUCCUACACUUCCCCCUCUUCUUGCUCCUCUUCUUCUUCUUUUUCCUCUUUUUCAUCUUCCUCCUCUUUUCACCUUCUUCUUAGUAUUCCUCUUUUUCUUUUUCUUCUUCUUACUCCUCCUCCUCCUCCUCCUCCUCUUCUACUUCCACUUCUUUUUAUUCUUCUUCGUCAUCUUCUGCUUUCUCCUGUUCCUUUUUCUCCUCCUCUUCCUCCUCUACUUCCUCCUCCACUACUUCUUCCUCUUCUUUUUCUUCCUCUUUCUCCGCUUCCUCUUCUUCUUUCUCUUUUUUCUUCUUCUGCUUACCCCGCCUCUCCUCCUCUUCCUCCUCCUCCUCCUCCUUCUUUCUCUUCGACUUCUUCCUCCCCAUUUUUUUUUGUUCUUCUUGUUCAAUUUCUCGUUUGA